Spinacia oleracea (spinach) is the source of this 1890-nucleotide messenger RNA. RefSeq lists its product as uncharacterized. Lineage: Eukaryota; Viridiplantae; Streptophyta; Magnoliopsida; Caryophyllales; Amaranthaceae. The transcript has 2 exons. The record is from RefSeq and is a predicted model, not a curated record. Bases 1 to 1890 code for a protein of 629 amino acids.
AUGGCAGGAGACGAUGCAGGAAAAACCAAGAAGAUUGAUGUAUUUUUUCUGGGUUCAAAUGAUAACCCAGGAAACAUAAUCACACCAGUCCAAUUACGCGGAGAUAAUUAUGAUGAAUGGGCGAGAGCUAUACGAACUGCGUUGAAGGAAAAGCGUAAGUUUGAGUUUUUGGAAGGGAUUGUCCCAAAACCUACAGAAGAGGAGAAAUUAGAAGAUUGGAACACAGUGCACUCUAUGUUGGUAGCUUGGCUAUUAAACACUGUCGAACCAACUCUACGUUCGACUUUAUCUUAUUAUGAAGAUGCAAGUGAAUUAUGGAAGGUUUUGAAGGAGAGAUAUUGUGUGGUGAAUGGGACUCGGAUUUGUCAACUCAAAUCUUCAUUGGCUGACUGUAAGCAAGGGAAAAAAGAGUCUGUGGCAAUGUAUUUUGCUCGCUUAAGCAAAAUAUGGGAUGACUUAACUACCUAUGUGGUUGUUCCGGCAUGCACGUGUGGAGGUUGUAGCAACUGCACGUGUGGCCUUGGUGCUCAAUACACACAAAUGGUGGAAGAAGACCGAUUGCAUUGGUUUUUAAUUGGACUUGAUGGUGCAUAUGGGUCUGCAAGGUCAAAUCUUUUGUCUCAAGAACCACUUCCAUCAUUAAAUCGUGCUUAUCAAAGCUUGAUUCAAGAAGAAAGGUUGCGUGGUGGAAGCUCGACAUUAGAAAAAGAUGAUCGUGACAACAUUAUGACUUUUAAGGUUCAAUCCGAUACACGAGGUAAAUCUAAGCAUGUUGAUAAUUCUGACAAGUUUUGUACCCAUUGCAACCGUGUAGGUCACGACAUGGGUACAUAUUUCCAAAUUCAUGGCUUCCCGGAAUGGUGGGGAGAUAGACCUAAAGGUGUGAGGGGGUAUGGUCGCGGUGGACCAGCUUCUGGCCGUGGUGGGGGCCGAGGUGGAGCUUCUGCUGGAAGAGGACGUGGUGGAGGAACGGUUGGGAGUAAUGCAUGGAAGGGUGAGUCUUCUGUUCGUGCCAACAAAACUACAGCGGGUUCGGGGCAGAUGAGUACUUCACAGGCACAACCAAGCUCUCCGGAGACAACAGGCUUAGCGGGCAUAACCCCAGCUCAAUGGAAAAAUCUAUUGGACCUUCUCAACUUACCUAAGCCUCGUGAUCGUUUGAAUGGUGAGUGUUUGUGGAUUGUAGAUACAAGGGCAACUCACCAUGUAACCGGAACUUUCAAAAACUUGUUUGAUGUGAAGAAAAUAAGCAAUUGUCCAGUAGGACUUCCAGAUGGGCAUUCAACAGAAGCGACACAUACAGGCAGUGUUAUGUUACCCGGAAAUAUGAAACUUGAGAAUGUGUUAUUUGUGCCGAAAUUAAAUUGCAAUUUGAUUUCUGUAACACAACUAUUAGAUGCAGCUAAAUGUAACGUUCAAGUUAUUAAUACAUUAUGUGUCAUACAGGACCGCGAGACGAGGAUGUUGAUUGGAGUGGCUGAGCGAAAGGAUGGACUUUUCUUUUUUCGGGGUGUCCCUCAAGUGAAGGUUCUAGCAGUUGAUAGUGAUUCGUCAAUGGAGCUAUGGCAUAAGCGUUUAGGGCAUCCAUCGGAGAAAGUACUUCGGAAACUUCCAUAUGUGAGUCAAUUUAAUAGCAAGAAUAAAGAUGGGUUGAGAAUUAACCAAAAACUAGAAGAGAAAGAAGAGGUUGGCCGGCGGUGGACUGCGCGGCAGCAACACAACUGGUCGUGGAGGAUGGCGGCGCAAUGGUGGAGCAGGGUGGUGGCUGCACUGGGGCGUGCGUUGGUGGUGGGUAGCACUCGAAAUAAGAAAGGGGAGAGGAGGAGAGCCGGCUGGGCAAAGCAGCAAUCAACGGUGCAGCACACCGGUGGUGGUUGCCGUGGUGGUUGA